Molecule: messenger RNA, 3119 nt
Organism: Ficedula albicollis (Collared flycatcher)
Lineage: Eukaryota; Metazoa; Chordata; Aves; Passeriformes; Muscicapidae
Gene: FMNL1
Product: formin like 1
Exons: 27
Biological process (GO): regulation of cell shape; cortical actin cytoskeleton organization; actin nucleation
Cellular component (GO): actin filament; cytosol
Molecular function (GO): small GTPase binding; actin filament binding; microtubule binding
Source: RefSeq, a predicted model, not a curated record
CCAGUGCUGGCUGAGCAGGGGGUGCUACAUCCCAGGAGUGUUUUUGGGGUGAACCCCAGCACUGACACCCUUCACCCACAGAAUUCCAUGAACCUGCCCCCGGACAAGAUGAAGCUGCUUAACCAGUAUGACAACGAGAAGAAGUGGGAGCUGAUCUGUGAUCAGGAGCGUUUCCAGGUGAAGAACCCUCCAUCUGCCUACAUCCAGAAGCUGAAGAGCUACUUGGACACGGGUGGUGUCAGCAGGAAGUUCAAGAGGCGAGUGCAGGAGUCGACGCAGGUGCUCCGAGAGCUGGAGAUUUCCCUGAGGACCAACUACAUCGGCUGGGUCCAGGAGUUCCUCAACGAGGAGAACAAGGGGCUGGACGUGCUGCUGGAGUACCUCGCCUUUGCCCAGUGCUCUGUCGCGUAUGACAUGGAGAGCGCAGAGAACAGCACCGGCUCUGACAAGAGCAAGGAGCGCUCGCUGGAGGAUCUGAACAAAAGCACCUCCUCGUCCCCCACGCAGGGCUCCUCCAAACCGCGGCCUCUCACUGUAAGGCUGAACCCCUCGCACAGCAGGAAGGCGCUGCGCAACUCGCGGCUCGUGAGCCAGAAGGACGAUGUCCAUGUGUGCAUCAUGUGCCUCCGCGCCAUCAUGAACUACCAGUCUGGCUUCAGCCUGGUGAUGAACCACCCAGCCUGCGUCAACGAGAUCACCCUGAGCCUCAACAACAAGAGUGCCAGGACCAAGGCUCUGGUGCUGGAGCUGCUGGCCGCCGUCUGCCUGGUCCGAGACGGCCACGACAUCAUCCUGGCUGCCUUCGACAACUUCAAGGAGGUCUGUGGGGAGAAGAACCGCUUCGAGAAGCUGAUGGAGUAUUUCCGAAAUGAGGACACCAACAUUGACUUCAUGGUGGCCUGCAUGCAGUUCAUCAACAUCGUGGUGCACUCGGUGGAGAACAUGAACUUCCGCGUGUUCCUGCAGUACGAGUUCACCCACCUGGGGCUGGACCAGUACCUGGAGACUCUGCGCCUCACCGAGAGCGACAAGCUGCAGGUGCAGAUCCAAGCCUACCUGGACAACGUCUUCGACGUGGGGGCCAUGCUGGAGGACUCGGAGACCAAGACGGCGGUGCUGGAGCACAUGGAGGAGCUGCAGGAGCACGUCAGCCAGCUGACGGAGAAGCUGCAGGAUGCAGAGAACGACUCCAUGGCCAAGAUAGCGGAGCUGGAGAAGCAGCUGAGCCAGGCGCGGCGGGAGCUGGAGGCGCUGCGGGUGAGCUGAGGGGAGGCUGGGGCUGAGGGACGGGGCUCGGAGCCCCCCCCCCCCCCCCCCCCCCCCCCCCCCCCCCCCCCCCAGCCCCAGGAGUGCUACCGGCUGGCGCUGGAGCGGCGGCUGGCGGAGCUCGAGGAGAAGGGGCUGGUGCAGAUCCUGCGUGGGCCCGACGGAGACGUCGCCAUCGAAAUUGUCCCCGUUGUCAUAGAAACCCCCGCAGCCCCCGUGGUUUCUGGAGAGGCCACCAGCGCCACCAGCGCCACCUGCACAGAUGCUCCGGCUCUGGCUCCAGCCCCACCUCCCCCCCUCGGUGGGGAGCCCCCAGCCGGGCCGGGUGCCCCCCCCACUGCCAGCGGUUCAGUGAAGGUGAAGAAGCCGAUCCAGACCAAGUUCCGCAUGCCUGUUUUCAACUGGGUGGCCCUGAAGCCGAGCCAGAUCGACGGCACCGUCUUCACCGAGCUCAACGACGAGAAGGUGCUGCAGGAGCUGGACAUGAGUGACUUUGAGGAGCAGUUCAAGACCAAGGCACAGGGCCCCGCCCUGGACAUCAGUGCCCUCAAGGCCAAGGCCACGCAGAAAGCCCCCAGCAAGGUGACCCUGAUGGAGUCCAACCGGGCCAAGAACUUGGCCAUCACCCUGCGCAAGGGCGGCCGCAGCGUGCAGGACAUCUGCACGGCCAUCGAGACGUACGACCAGCAAGCCCUGAGCCUCGACUUCCUGGAGCUGCUGCUGCGCUUCCUGCCCACCGAGUACGAGCGCACCCUGAUCGGCAAGUUCGAGCGGGAGCAGCAGCCGCCGGAGGAGCUCUCGGACGAGGACCAGUUCAUGGUGCGCUUCAGCAAGAUCCCGCGGCUGGCCGAGCGCAUGAACGUCAUGAUCUUCCUGGGCAGCUUCGGGGACACGGCGCAGCUGCUGAUGCCGCAACUCAACGCCAUCAUCGCCGCCUCCAUGUCCCUCAAGUCCUCCAGCAAACUGCGCCACAUCCUCGAGAUCGUCCUGGCCUUCGGGAACUACAUGAACAGCAGCAAGCGUGGAGCUGCCUACGGCUUCCGGCUGCAGAGCCUUGAUGCGCUCCUGGAGAUGAAGUCAACAGACCGCAAGCAGACGCUGCUGCAUUACCUGGUGCGGGUGAUCAUGGAGAAGUACCCGGAGCUCACCGGCUUCCACACCGAGCUGCACUUCCUCGACAAGGCAGGCACAGUGUCCCUGGAUGGUGUCCUGCAAGACGUGCGGAGCCUGCAGCAGGGCAUGGAGCUGACCCGCAGGGAGUUCAUGAGGCAGGACGACAGCCCCGUGCUCAAGGACUUCCUCAAGGUCAACUCAGAGGUGAUGGAGAAGCUGCAGGCUGACAGCAAAACCGCCAAGGAAGCCUAUGAGUCAGCUGUGGAGUAUUUCGGGGAGAACCCCAAGACCAGUCCCCCCACCACCUUCUUCCCCAUGUUCAUGCGCUUCAUCAAAGCCUACAAGCAAGCAGAGCAGGACAUCGAGCUGUGGAAGAAACAAGAGGCUGCAGCCAAAGAGGCGGAAUCCAGCUCCCCUGGCAGCGAGCAGCAGCCCGAGCUGCCUGUGCAGAAGGCCAGGAGGCAGCAGAUGGACAUGAUUGCUGAGCUGAAGAAGAGGCAGAUGGUGAAGGAGCCGCUCAUCUACGAAGGCAAAGAUGGAGCCAUCGAGGAUAUAAUUUCAGCUCUCAAAACUGUUCCUUUCACGGCCCGGACGGGCAAACGCUCGUCCCGGCUCUUCUGCGACGUGAGCUUCAACGAGGAGAGUCCUCUGUAGAUCUGCGGAACAACCCGUACCGGCGGGGGGACAAGGCCCGCGGCAGCGCCAAGAAGCGGGCGGCGGGGCAGAGCCUGCAGGCGACG